Messenger RNA from Bombina bombina (fire-bellied toad), 1164 nucleotides. RefSeq names its product homeobox protein 2-like. The record is from RefSeq and is a predicted model, not a curated record. NCBI's taxonomy places the organism in Eukaryota, Metazoa, Chordata, Amphibia, Anura, Bombinatoridae. The transcript has 4 exons. Bases 1 to 1164 code for a protein of 387 amino acids.
AUGAAUAGUCCAGUAUUAGGGAUAUAUCCAAGUGGGGAAACGAAGGAAACCCAAUGUCAACAUGGAGAUCCUGGUGGAAAUCCUAGCGGAAAAAAAUCUGUAGGAAAAAGCAAAAAACUGUUGCACAAACCAUCUAUCAAAAAUAGCUCUAAAAGAAAUGCGCUCACCGUUAACAAAUUGAUAUUUCGGGCUGGUGACAUAGUCAUGCUUCCUCAGUAUCAAGAAUAUCUACUACUUGUGUUUCCCUUCCCCUCAACUUCCCAUAAACAUUACUAUGGAAAUAAUGGUUAUCUCCUGCAAUCACCCGGGUUUCUUCCUGGUCCCCCUGGCCGGGAGGAGAGCCAGACACCUCUAGUAGACUGCAACGUUCUGCUAGAUGAAACUGGGGCAGAAAUCGAUUCUGUUCAGAAAGAACUAGAAGGGUUCAAAGAACACCCUGAUUAUGUGAGAUUGAACACCCAGACAAUCAAAGGGGUAGAUGAUUUCACUACAGAAAUCAUAGCCAAUAAAAAUAAAAAAAUGAAAAGGGAUGAUGAUGAUUAUAACAAGGGAGAAGUAUACACAUUUAAUAGGGAUAAACCACAGACCAAUACCGACUGGACAGUGGUCAGAAACCAUAAAAAUAGAAAAGCAAACAAUUACAACAGCAAUGGAAAUAAUAGGAGUUAUAGGCAAAAUCAUGGGUAUAGACAAAACCAUUGGAGUCACAAUAAUUAUCAACCCAACAGAGCCUAUGAGGGCCAUGAUAUAGAAAAUAGGCCCCACAAUAAUUAUAAUGUGAACACGUGGACUCCCAGAUAUGAUACAAAUCAGUACAGGAACUCAUGGAAUCCGCAAACACAAAAUGAGAGAACAUCCUCCAGUGAUAGAGAUUAUAGGAGAACCCCAUCCCAUCAGGAUUUUGAUAAUCCAAACUAUAUACCUAUUCAUAACAGAUACCAACCAUUGAACCAGUUUGAUGCUAAUCAACCUGCAUCGGGAGAGAUCUCUAAUAGGGACAGCUUACCGUCUACCUCUGGCGCUGUUUUUUUAGAGACCCCUCAGUUGGCUCCCCUUUGGAGGAGACCAACAUCACAAGCCUCAAACCAGAAAAAAAGACCGUACCCAAACGGGGAAAACGAGGCAGAGGGAAAACCCACAAAAAAGCACAAUUACAGAAAUUGA